Molecule: messenger RNA, 774 nt
Organism: Phycomyces blakesleeanus NRRL 1555(-)
Lineage: Eukaryota; Fungi; Mucoromycota; Mucoromycetes; Mucorales; Phycomycetaceae
Exons: 2
Coding region: 1-774 (257 amino acids)
Source: RefSeq, a predicted model, not a curated record
AUGGCUACAACUCAAUCAAUCGCUUUACCUCUUGAUUUUCAAAUCUCAUUCGAUGCACCAACAGACUCUUUCUCGGCCGACCUUAUGCACCAAUUUGAUACCAGGACAUCAAUAAUUCGUAACCAAGUAUUCACAUUAGCCGAUAUUCCUGUAUUACAGCCCGAAGAAGACAGGCAGAUCGAGUUGCCAAGGGUCGAGGAGAAAGAAAAAGAAGAAGAAGAAGAGAUCAAGGAACCCACGGUUCUUAAACUUAAAGAGUCUAUUGUGGUUUUUGAAGAUCCUCUGGCUGAUUUCCUCAGUGGACCAGAUGAACCGAUUCGUUUAUUUGAACCUAUUCAACUGAUCACUACUCCUUGUCCUCUAGAAAACAAGCACACGCGACUCACAGUACACCCUACGCCAGUCGAAGAAAAACACAUUAUUCCUCAAGAGAUCUUUUCUGCCAACGACAGCAAUACUAGCAGUGAUACCAAUGAUCAUGAAGAGAUCUUUCACAUGGCUGUUCAAGAGGCACCUUUGACCAUGUUACGAAAAUCAUCCAACUUUUUUCGACAAAAGAUUCAACAGAUUAAGUCCAAAGACGAUUCAUCUCUGAGAAGCCGCCGUGCUUCUCUGGUUCCACCUCUCAGUAGUUCGUCUGGAGUUUCACAGGCCGAGAGUGGGUCUGAUCUUUCUUCCAGUCCAACCGUUAAGUCCUCUCCACAAAUAUCCACGCAACGAUCUACUCUUUCUUCCAAGCGCCGUUCAAUGUUUUGCUUGUUUUUGUUAAAGUAA